Molecule: messenger RNA, 837 nt
Organism: Myotis brandtii (Brandt's bat)
Lineage: Eukaryota; Metazoa; Chordata; Mammalia; Chiroptera; Vespertilionidae
Product: chromosome unknown open reading frame, human C2orf66
Exons: 4
Coding region: 87-569 (160 amino acids)
Source: RefSeq, a predicted model, not a curated record
GCCUUGGGCAGCGCGAUAAAAAUUUGUUGAACCAACGAACAAAGACGUAAACAAAUGAAGGUCAUAGAGGCUUGCCCAAGGUCAAGAUGAGAAAUAGCCAGGAACUCUGGUUUUCAGCUCAGAUCACCAGCCUUCUCAGCAGGGAGCUUGUCCGGGAUGUCCUGCAUCACGGGGACCAAGCAACUUCCCAGCCCAUCACGUCCAAUUUCUCAGCCCUCGCAUUUCCUAUGAUUACGUUUAUUCAGCAGGACAGUGCUCCGCAGUCCACCAUGCCCAAAGCGUUCCUGCUGCUGUCUGCAGCCCUGGUGCUCCUCGGGCCUGUGCACGGAGCCACACUGAGAAACCAAGACACAUGGAAGCCACUCAGCAACCCCAGAAACCGAGACCUGUUUUUCAGAGCCCUUCAGGCGUAUUUAAAGGGAAGAGGUCUUGACCUUGAAAGAUUUCCAAAUACUUUCUCCACGAACGAGACCCCCGGACCCCUCUCUGUGCAGUCAGAGCUCAUCGCCUCUGCCUUUGCCGAGUUCGAAGAGCGGAGAAACCCCUUUCCCCGCAGCCUCGCAGGCUGAUGGCUUCUCCUGAGAACAGGUAUCUGGCUAUUUUUAAACCACAGAUGAAGCCGCUCAUCAGAAAAAGUCAAUCAUGGUCAUUGUUAAACUCCCCCUCCCCCCGACUUUUGUCAGUUUGUAAUGGUUUUAUUCCGUAUUUCCAGAUUUACAUAUAAACAGCUUGACCUUUGGGGCCUAUGUGACUUAUGUGCAUACUCUGCUGUUUUUUUCCACUUUAUAACCAUACAUGUCAAUGUAGAGCAUCGCAUAUAAUUGCAAGUUAUCAAAA